Molecule: messenger RNA, 678 nt
Organism: Fusarium redolens
Lineage: Eukaryota; Fungi; Ascomycota; Sordariomycetes; Hypocreales; Nectriaceae
Exons: 1
Coding region: 1-678 (225 amino acids)
Source: RefSeq, a predicted model, not a curated record
AUGAAUCACGAACGGCGCACAAACAAGUUGACAGCUUGCUCGGAUUCUAUCCUUGGCAAAUUUGAUCGCCGGAAUUUUCGAGCCGCUCAUAUGCGCUUGCUUCUUUCUGACGGCCGUUUAUCGGAAACAAAUUGGGAGAACUAUUACCCACGGACACUUGUGGAUCCCUUGUUUUCGACAAAGCCUGAAAUGGUUUACGAGAUGGAUGCACUUUAUGGACGUUUGGUAGACUACUUCAGCCUGGGUCCUGAAAUUGUCCGUGCAUUCAUCGAGAGACACGCAGAUAGUUAUAUCACCCACAGCGUGGCAAAGGCUUACGGAAAGCAGGGGGAAAGAUUUCCAACGACAUAUUCCUUCAGGAAAACGGAACAACAUCAUGUGAUGUCCUUUCUUAUUCUUGUCGAUGUGAUGGAUGUUUUGGCCCUCUCUGGUCCUACCAACCCAGAAAUACGCUACAAUUAUUGCAGGCGUUUUAACGGAGGAAAUAGGGUUGUCUGGGGAUUUGCAGGGUGGCUUGCCUUGGAAAUUCAACAAUCGGUGCAGCGUGAGGCCAAGGUUGCGGCGCAAGAGGAACAACUGCGAAAAUGGGAGGAGGAACAGUCACGAAAGGUGCAACAGCUAUCGAAGGCAGGUGCAACCGACAGGAUGUAUGAUGACGGAGUGGGUGAGGCAGAAUAG